This is a messenger RNA of Cynara cardunculus var. scolymus (artichoke), 1218 nucleotides long. RefSeq names its product ATP-dependent DNA helicase PIF1-like. Gene Ontology annotation, molecular function: DNA helicase activity. Lineage: Eukaryota; Viridiplantae; Streptophyta; Magnoliopsida; Asterales; Asteraceae. The record is from RefSeq and is a predicted model, not a curated record. Gene Ontology annotation, biological process: DNA repair; telomere maintenance. The transcript has a single exon. The coding region runs from base 1 to 1218 and encodes 405 amino acids.
AUGACGCAUGUAGAUAAUGAUUGUCCAGCUAUGUUUUUUGUAGAUGGACCGGGUGGAACUGGGAAAACAUUUUUGUAUAGAGCUUUGCUAGCUAAUGUUAGUUCCCGUGGACUUAUUGCUCUCGCAACCGCUUCAUCCGGUGCUGCCGCUAAUAACAUGCCAGGGGGGAGAACAGCUCACUCUCGAUUCAAGAUUCCCCUUACUCUUAGUAAUAAUUCGGUGUGCAAUAUAAAAAAACAAAGYGGAACUGCUCAACUGCUUCGAGUCGCAAAAAUAAUCAUCUGGGAUGAAACAUCAAUGGCAAAGAGGCAGGCAGUAGAGGCACUCGAUAGAACAAUGCAAGACACCACUGGGGUGAGACUUCCAUUUGGUGGGAAAAUAAUGAUUAUGGGAGGUGAUUUUAGACAGGUGUUGCCAGUAAUGAGACAUGGCACUCGAGCACAAAUUGUAGACUCAAGCUUACGGAUGUCACCUAUUUGGUCUUCGAUUAAAAAGUUGCGGUUAACGAUCAAUAUGAGAGCACUUACUGAUCCAUGGUUUUCGGAUUUUCUGUUACUUGUCGGUGAUGGAAAUGAAGAAUCAGUAGACGGAAACUUUAUUCGCAUACCUGAUGACAUGGCCAUUCCUUACACAAAUAAAAAUGAAUCGAAUAAUGCUUUGAUUGAUGCAACCUUUCCUUCUCUUCAAACCUGCGAGACUGCUUCAGAUUAUAUCAUUUCGAGGGCGAUGCUAACAAUAAAAAAUGAGCAUGUCGACGAGAUUUAUGAUCAGUUGAUUGAAAGAUUCUGUGGAGAGGAAAAAAUUUACUACAGUUUUGAUGAAGCAGAAGAUGACAAGAAUAACUUAUAUCCGAUGGAGUUCUUAAACUCWUUGACUGUUAGCGGUUUGCCCCCUCAUUACCUCCGGCUUAAAAUUGGAUGUCCGAUAAUACUAUUGCGGAAUAUCGACCCCUCAAAUGGAUUGUGUAACGGCACGAGGUUGAUAUGUAGAGGUUUUCAGCAGAAUGCUAUCGAUGCAGAAAUAGCUGUUGGUCAGCAUGCUGGUAAGAGGGUAUUUUUACCAAGAAUUUCUCUAUGUCUGUCUGAAGAUGAUAUGUUUCCCUUUAAAUUAAAGAGAAAACAAUUUCCCGUUCGACUUUGUUUUGCCAUGACAAUCAAUAAAGCUCAAGGACAAACAAUUCCGGUGGUAGGUGUUUAUCUACCGGAAUCGGUAUUCUAG